GCGAAACCGAGAGGUAAAUUGGCAAAAAGCAAACACACGGUGACUAUACUACUGCCAAUCUUGGCAAGAUCGUAAACAAUUUGAAGCAAAUUAAGAUAAGUGUUCAACAAAGUAAAAGAAGGCAGUCUUGCAAAAACAUGGCUGUGUGUGGCAUUGCUUACUCAUCUCAGAAAGAGUGGGCUCAUCUGGUCAUGUGAGCUGAGUCAGAGUGCUGAGUGCAGCUUUAAGAACAUGACUACAAGCAGGCCGGCGCUUUUGCUGGUAACACUGGUGCUGUCUUCGUUGACGGUGCACAGUUCAUCAGGCUCCACUGUUUCACUGAUUGCUCCUGAUGUUGUUGACAUAGAGCAGAAGUCUUCAGCAACUGUCACAAUCUCAUCCAGCUCCCUGGUCAACCAGUCUGCAGAUAUCCAGUUUAAUGUGACCUACAGCUCCAAGCAUAACUACUCAACAAUCAUUACAUGGCCUCAGCAGGUUUUGUUACAACCAGGGAAAACCUCUGUCAUUUUUGAGGUGAAAGCCCACACUAUUGGUCAGGUGACCGUUUAUCUUCUGAGUAACAACUCAGAAAUCAGAAGCUUUGAAACAAGGAUUCGCUUUGCAGUCAUCUCCAGCAACACUCUGUCUAUUGUGAAUCAAGCGAUAGGAUGGUUGUACUUUGUUGCCUGGUCAAUCUCUUUCUACCCACAAGUCUGGGAAAACUGGAGAAGGAAAAGUGUCAUAGGUCUGAAUUUUGACUUUCUGUCUCUUAACUUAACGGGCUUCAUCUGCUACAGCAUCUUUAAUAUCGGGUUGUUUUGGGUGCCUUACAUCAAGGAAGAGUUCAUUAAAGCAAACCCCAAUGGAGUUAACCCUAUAGAUGCGAAUGACGUGUUUUUUAGUCUUCAUGCUGUCUUACUUUGCCUGAUCUACGUUUGUCAAGCUGCAGUCUAUGAGAGGGGCAGUCAAACUGUGUCCCGCAUCUCAUGGGUCCUAUUGCUCAUCAGCUGGACAUUUGCCCUCGUCAGCCUGUUUGUUGCAGUAGCAAAAUUCAUCACCUGGCUGGAUUACCUUUACUAUUUCUCUUACAUUAAACUUGGAAUCACUCUAAUAAAAUACAUACCACAGGCUUAUAUGAAUUACAGACGGAAGAGUACUGAAGGAUGGAGCAUUGGGAAUGUGGUGCUAGACUUCAUGGGGGGAACGCUCAGCAUUCUACAGAUGCUCCUGCAAUCUUAUAAUAACGAUCAGUGGGGGUUGAUAUUUGGUGACCCUACGAAGUUCGGACUGGGACUGUUGUCCAUUUUGUUUGAUGUACUGUUCAUGGUUCAGCACUAUGGCCUCUAUCGACAUUCCAGGGCGUAUGAACCUGUAGCAGACCAGGAGAGUAUAUCGUACAUGCCUGCACACGUUCCUUGUUGACUUGAACCCAGUGACAUACAUUUGGCCAAAGCCCUGAACCAAAAGACUACGGGUUCACAACUCUUCUGAAAGUUAUGAUUAUUUUUGAUUUCACAUCUCCAGAUUUUUUAAAUAGGUAGCACAAAAAGCUUUUCCUCUGCCAUUUAUCUUCUAUGUAUGAGAUCAUCUUCUGAUGAGUCUGUCAAACAAUAGCUGAAAUUACUUAAAUUGAAUGUUCUAAACAGUGUAUAUUUUUCUGAUGCCAAUAAAGUUUUAUAGCAAGUUUCAA
Messenger RNA from Gadus macrocephalus (Pacific cod), 1669 nucleotides. It is a transcript of the gene ctns, whose product is annotated as cystinosin, lysosomal cystine transporter. Lineage: Eukaryota; Metazoa; Chordata; Actinopteri; Gadiformes; Gadidae. Gene Ontology annotation, molecular function: L-cystine transmembrane transporter activity. Gene Ontology annotation, biological process: L-cystine transport. Gene Ontology annotation, cellular component: lysosomal membrane. The transcript has 11 exons. The record is from RefSeq and is a predicted model, not a curated record. Bases 232 to 1401 code for a protein of 389 amino acids.